Bradysia coprophila is the source of this 1066-nucleotide messenger RNA. RefSeq lists its product as uncharacterized. NCBI's taxonomy places the organism in Eukaryota, Metazoa, Arthropoda, Insecta, Diptera, Sciaridae. The record is from RefSeq and is a predicted model, not a curated record.
GCCGUGGUUUCCAAAAUUCAGCGAAAUUCGUCAAUCCUGAUCUAUUUCGUUUACUAUAAUGUCGACCAAGAAGUCUUUACCAACAAAAUUGAAACCAGUAACAAAGGAAAAUGCGAAAAAUGAGAAAUCCAAAAUUUGGGAUAGUCUUCAAGUGCAGGAACUGGUGGAGAAAUUGGCAACAGAGAUUUCCAAUGAAGUGGUCAGUAAUACGGUACGCAAGGCUGUUGCGAGUACUGAAUUUACAAAGGACCUGCUCAAUAUCACAGUACGUAAGGCCGUUCAAAGUGCGGAAUUAUUAAAGAAAUAUCCCCCACUUCCCGACAAUAUGCGAAAGCUCGCCGAACCAAAAACGGCCACAUACAUAGCUUUGUACAAUAAACAUCGCAAUAUUCUCCGACCGAAGGCAGUCGGUUCUGUCAAGAUGAAAAUAUCGGACUAUCUACAAAAAAUCGAAGAAAUUUCGUUACAGAACCUACUUGACAAGGUUUCCCAAAAAGACAGCAGGAAACAACGGAAGACGGAAGCAAAGAAAGCACAAAAGGAAAAAGAAUUUGCGAAUUUUUGCGACGAAAAGUGUGACGAAAUUUUCAAUUUAUUUUUGAAAAAAUUCACAGAGACUUUCAACGCUGACAGAGAGAUACCUAAGCCAUUAAUACUAGGCUCAAGUUCAUUAACACUGUACCAGAGUAUUCAAGGUCAAAUUUCGGAAUUAAUCAGUCCGAAAAAAACUGUAGAGGCUGCGCAAGCUUUGGUACCCGUUAAACCAACCGUAAAACGAUUAAUGAGUGCAGGACAAACUUCGAAACAAACAUUGGAAGCUAAGAAAAGUACAGAUUUGCACAAUUCCCGAAAGACAACCGAUAAAACGACGGAUAAAAGAACUGAUAGCGCUGCAACUGCAGCGCCAUUAGUAAAGAACACUGGUGAUGCAGAAAAUACCAAAGAAAACGCAGAAACUAAAGAAAUUGUUGAUAAAUUGUCGUAUUUUCUCAUGGAAUUUGUUCAAAAUUCGUUAGUCGAAGCUGUGUCAGUGUAACAUUAAAAGAACAAAUUCCCAAAAAUUGUU